UUCCAAAUAACAAACUGUCUUAAGACUGCCUAACACCAUUCAAAUUGCAAUUAUUCGCUGAUCGGUUGGUGACUGGAGUAGCUGGCCACUUCCGUCCUAGUCACGUGGGACACCUGGCCACCAGGUAGCGCUCCUCAUCGUCCUUUGGGUAGACAAGUGAAGGAAAAGAUCUUAUCUGUGUCCAGUCAUGGCAUGUAGCUCUCUCCGCCUCCUCAUCACCAUCUUAUUGCUCUUGGUGUUCUUAGCUCCCAUUGAAACAGAUAACAGAGGCAAAGCCAGUCGAGGAAGGAGUAAAGGUAGAGGACCCAGAUGGUGGAGUGUUGUAGAUUCGGAAGAACCUAGCAAUUUGGUAUUGGAAUCUCAUCACAACGCGAUAUCAUCGGGCGAUACAAAUGUGCCAUUACGUCGGAAACAAGAGAGAUUGGUGCAAGAAAAUCCAGGAGUUUUGCUUGCCAUUAGUAAAGGACUUAAAAUGGCCUUACAUGAAUGUAAUUACCAAUUCCGCGACAGAAGGUGGAAUUGUCCUGUCAAGGAUAAAGGAAGAAUACUUUUUGGGAAAAUUGUACAGAGCGGUCCCUUUACUCACGAUGAAGAUGUAUGUUCCCCUCAAUACAUCGCUCACAGCCAGGCCGUGUAA
This is a messenger RNA of Centruroides sculpturatus (bark scorpion), 637 nucleotides long. RefSeq names its product protein wingless-like. The transcript has 3 exons. Bases 188 to 637 code for a protein of 149 amino acids. The record is from RefSeq and is a predicted model, not a curated record. Gene Ontology annotation, cellular component: extracellular region. Gene Ontology annotation, biological process: neuron differentiation; canonical Wnt signaling pathway; multicellular organism development. Gene Ontology annotation, molecular function: cytokine activity; frizzled binding. NCBI's taxonomy places the organism in Eukaryota, Metazoa, Arthropoda, Arachnida, Scorpiones, Buthidae.